AUGGGAUACCGUGAAACUUCGGAGGAGUCCGCGGUAAUCCCAGGCGCCGAGGUUCCCGGGGAACAAUUGGCUGUUGGGGACGAGCGAGGGUCCAUAUGGUAUUAUUCUAUAGAGCUAUCACCUUUCGAGGCUCUGUCAAAAGUGACCCUUCUGGCGAAAGUUGAUGCACAUCUUGCACGCGUAUGCUCGAUUUCCUGGUCGCCAGACAAGAGAUUCCUCGCCUCUAGCGGCGAUGACAACUAUUGCCUUCUGUUCGAAAUGAGACACAUCUUACAGAAUCAGCAGUAUUUAAGAUCACACCCUGAGAUUAGAAAUCUUUCUACAUUGCAGCUUAGUGCAAUUGUCUCACAAGUGGCUCGAAUUAUAAGGAUUAGUUCUCUGAUUCCUUCGUACUUGCAUUCCGAAUCUCAGCCACUGGAGGACUCCCGUGCAUCUUCAACAUCAGGAAACGUUCGGUCUGUGAGCAUGGAUGAUGAUGCCCAAGCAAACAUCACAAAUCGACGCGUUCGUGGCCGAGCACUAGAAUCAACGAGUGAGGUUCCUCCCGGGGGCAUAUUCCAACCUUAUCGACGUGUCGCCUCCGCUUAUUACUCUCCAGCGAUAAGAGACCAUGGUACAACAGCAUUGCACUUUUUGCACGGUAAUCAUAUACAUUCUUUCAGACAUAACUCGGCGGUAAAAGCAGUUGCAUUCGCGCCCUGGCAGCCAACGCUACUGGCCACCGGAGGAGGCAUGUUGGACCGUACUGUUCAUUUCUACCAUGCACCGACUGGUAGCUGCUUGGCCGAGAUUUAUAUGUGGUCUCAGGUGACAGGUUUGGUCUGGAGCAAGACUCGACGCGAGAUUGCAGUUGUUUUGGGGUAUGGCGAGUUUGAGCAGGGGCAUCAAUAUCGAGUGGUGGUUUUCGCAUGGCCCAGCUGCCAGCAGGUGACAGCCAUUCCGUGGAAUUCACAGGUCGAUGAGAAUUUCAGAGAGUAUAUGAACGUGGCAGAUCGGGCUCUGUCCGUUAUAAGUAUUCCCUACUUUGUUGAUUCAUUACAUCAAAAGACCUCGGGUGAUGUGGAUUCCAACCCUGAAGAUGAGUGCGUCGGAAUUGCCUCGUCUAGAUAUAUCAGAUUCUAUCGCAUAUGGGCCAAACCGCACAAGGUAUUUGCCGGAGUAGCCGGUGUCAUGCGCAGUGAGAUCUUAGAAGCGCUUGACGGGAUUGAGGAUCAGCGAGAUGAAGUCAUUCGAUAA
Molecule: messenger RNA, 1236 nt
Organism: Talaromyces amestolkiae
Lineage: Eukaryota; Fungi; Ascomycota; Eurotiomycetes; Eurotiales; Trichocomaceae
Exons: 2
Coding region: 1-1236 (411 amino acids)
Biological process (GO): positive regulation of anaphase-promoting complex-dependent catabolic process; positive regulation of ubiquitin protein ligase activity; anaphase-promoting complex-dependent catabolic process
Cellular component (GO): anaphase-promoting complex
Molecular function (GO): ubiquitin ligase activator activity; protein binding; anaphase-promoting complex binding
Source: RefSeq, a predicted model, not a curated record